AUGGAGCGACCACCACCACAUUCAGCAGACGCUAUCCGCGCGAAACGUGUCGGCGGAAAGAAAGUUCCAAAGCAAUAUCGGAAAUACCACCAAAACGGAGGCAAGAACAAAGACCAGGACGAUCGCCAGAACAAGGAUUCAUCGUUGACCGGACUCGCGGAUUUGCUUGCCUGUCUCACUUCUAAGCGGGUGGACGGCCUAGGCGGCCAGGAAAGGAAGGACGACAUCGGAAGUGUGCAGGAAGACUGGGUACAGACAGAAGGACUCAUUGUUGCUUGA
Molecule: messenger RNA, 279 nt
Organism: Parastagonospora nodorum SN15
Lineage: Eukaryota; Fungi; Ascomycota; Dothideomycetes; Pleosporales; Phaeosphaeriaceae
Exons: 2
Coding region: 1-279 (92 amino acids)
Source: RefSeq, a predicted model, not a curated record